AAGCUCCACGCGGUGUAUCCGCAUCUUGUGCAGUACCAUGAGUUAAAGGGGAUUGCUUCUCUCACAGACUUCGUUCGGUCAGAUACAGCGACGUUUUCCUUGCUCGGGACUACGAAAAGCAUCAACACGACCGACAAAGCGUGCCUUGUACAAGCAGUUCAACAAUACAUCAGGGCUGCGAAGCAGUCAGGUAGCGCCAGUUCCGGGUCUGCGAGCAGGAGCAAUGUACACUCCAGCAGUGCUCCUUUGAACCGCGAACUGUGGCCGCUUGUUAAGGCAGUCAAGAUAUAUUGCAAUUCCCCGGCCUUAUCAUCGGGAUCAGUCUUAGUCGACUUACCUGGCACUGCUGACACAAAUCGCGCUCGCGCCAGCAUUGCGACGGCCUACAUGAAGCAAUGCAGCCACACCUGGGUUGUGAUGCCGAUCACACGCGCCAUUGACGAUAAGAAUGCUAAAGACCUAACGAAUGCCGCAUUCCGGAUGCAACUACUGAAUGGGUCAUACGAAGAUGGUCGUAUAACACUGAUCGCAACGAAGACGGACGACAUUUCUCCGUCGGAGGUCCUUGGUGGCAGCAACUUAGAUGAUGACGAAACUGGCCUAAAGGAUAUCGUUGAGACGGAGGGCAAACUCAGGAAGGAACUCUCCGGCAUUGAGACAGAUCUGAGCUUGAACAAAAAGCGGCGCAGAUCUGUCAGAUGCUCUGAAAUUGCAUCGAAGAAAGCUCGUACUGAUACGGCGGAACACCGUACAACGGAACACCAUGAAAUUCGUCAGGACUCUGAUGCGACCACCUCUGUGCCUCAGCCCGGUCAUGGGGAGGAAGGAGGAGGAUCGAAGUGCACAUCUGCGCUCCCAUCAAGCGAAAUCGAUGCGGAAGUUACUCAAGCCGACGAGCAAAUUCGAAACCACAUCAAGCGAGUGGAGCUUCAGAAAGCGAUUCAUGAGUUAGUAAUCAAGAAGCGUGUGCUUUGUGCUCAGAUGCGAUCCAGGGAAAGUGUCAACGUCAUGAAGCGAAAAUUCGUCAAGCAACUGAAGGAUCUGGAAGAUACAGCCGCAGAGGAAAACGACCCAGAUAACUACGACCCAGGCGUUCCCUCAAGAGACUACUCUCGUAUCAACCCGCCCGUUCUGAGCUGCAGUGCAGUUGACUAUCUACGCAUCCAAGCGCAUGUGGUCGGAGACGGGCUCCCAAACACCUUUUUUGACGCAGAGUCUACGGGCAUCCCUACGAUACAAGAGUGGUGUCGCAACCUUGGCAAUGUUCGUCGCAGGGUUGCCUGUCUUGGCCUUUUGGAACGCCUGGAUGCACUAGCCGAGUCGAUUCACUCAUAUGCUCAAGAUAUCAACCUUGAAGAUGUCGCGAAGAGUGACCGCGAGGUUAUGAGGAAACGGUGGCAAUCGGAUUCGACAAGCGGCACAGGGCUUGCGUGUAAACUGAAGGAGGAGCUUCACGAGGUGGCACAGAACAGGUGUCUCAAGCUACAAGACCGUAUUUCUGGAUCCAUGGAACGGAGGUGCCGAGAAGCCGCUCUCAAAGUAAGACAGCAAUCUGGUACGAUCUCAGUAUUUUCAUAUUUUCUGUCAGCACUCCGUCGACAUGGUUCAUGGCGGCAAGACCUCAACGUCAAUCUUACCGUGCCAUUCAUGCGCAAGAUCGCGGUGCACUGGUCGAACACGUUCAACACUCAAUCAGUAGACCUCAUGGAAGAUGUGGCCGGCAUUGUCGGGAAGGCAUUGACAGAGGUUGUGGAAUCCGCAACCCCGCUGUUGAAUGAUCUUGCGCGUGACCGAGCAGAGCAAGGCAAGAAGGAGUUGGAGAAUAUUCUUGACGAAAUAGUGGACAUUGUGCACGAAGUCAUCAGCGACGAACAGAAGGAGGCCAGCCGGUGCCUGGCUCCCCACAUUAUGAGGGUGCUCAAACCCGGGUAUGAAGACGCAGCACAGCAAACCGGGAGGGGCUCAACAGCUCGGCGGAAGGCAUUAUUCAACGAAUACGUGGCCACGCACAAGAACUCCGCCUUUCAUGAUGGAGCGAAUGUACUAUUGACUCGAUUGGGCGGGGUAACUGACGCGGUGAGAGACACUCUAGAGGAGGAAUUCGAUGUAUUGAGUGAGAAGAUGGAGGUUGCGAUGAGUGUCUUGUGGGAUCGCCCUACGAGCGAUGACUCACUCGAGCUGAAAGCAUGCGUGCACGCCACAGCAACUAUGGCAGAGAUUCGAGACCAGAUUCGGCUGUGGCGGCGAGCUGCCAACCCGGUGAACUAGUCAGCUACACUUUGGUCUUACAUUCGUUGUCCAGCUAUAUCAUGGUGUGCAGUUGCCUCCGGAGAACAUUGUCUUGUACUCUGUAUCAUAUCGAUCGCUUUUUCCUUGCUCUUCCAUGGUAUACACGAGUGUAAUGUCAUGAACAUGAUCGUCGUGCCUUCAUAUAAGAGUGUCUCGAGACCCGAA
Messenger RNA from Fomitopsis serialis, 2454 nucleotides. RefSeq lists its product as uncharacterized. The record is from RefSeq and is a predicted model, not a curated record. NCBI's taxonomy places the organism in Eukaryota, Fungi, Basidiomycota, Agaricomycetes, Polyporales, Fomitopsidaceae. Bases 388 to 2268 code for a protein of 626 amino acids. The transcript has 14 exons.